Ceratitis capitata (Mediterranean fruit fly) is the source of this 1311-nucleotide messenger RNA. RefSeq names its product zinc carboxypeptidase A 1. The coding region runs from base 7 to 1311 and encodes 434 amino acids. Gene Ontology annotation, biological process: proteolysis. NCBI's taxonomy places the organism in Eukaryota, Metazoa, Arthropoda, Insecta, Diptera, Tephritidae. Gene Ontology annotation, molecular function: zinc ion binding; metallocarboxypeptidase activity. The record is from RefSeq and is a predicted model, not a curated record. The transcript has a single exon.
CGCAACAUGUGGCAACAAAUCGCUCGGUGUAUACUCGUUUUAGUCGGUUUACUAACAAUCGUCAAGUUCGCGACCGCAGAGCGUGUACGUUAUGAUAAUUACCGCGUCUAUCAGUUGGAAGCGAAGACGCCAGCACAAUUGGCCGUUAUCAACACACUUGAUGGAUCUAGUGACGCGUUGAUAUUCUUGAAUGGUGUACACUCGUUGAAUACUAAAAUCCACGUACUCGUCGCGCCACAUCGUGUUGAUGAUUUCUUGGCUUUGCAAGACCGCACUGGUAUUGCGCAUAAAUUACUCGAGGCGGAUGCACAGAAGAGUCUGGAUGUGGAGACAGAACUUGUAGCCGAUCCAAAUAGACGUAGUGGUGAUUACACUUGGCGGGAGUAUCAUGAGCUAGACGACACGUAUGCUUGGUUACGCUCGCUGGCGGAAAAGUAUCCGGAGCAAGUGAGUUUAUUUGUGGCGGGCAAGUCUUAUGAGGGUCGUGAGAUAUUAGGCGUUAAGAUCGCUUAUAAUACAAUCACUGAUGACGAAGUUGUUGGCGCAACAGCAAAGCGUGGUAUUUUUAUUGAAGGUGGCAUGCACGCACGCGAAUGGAUUAGUCCGGCUACCACAACCUAUAUAAUCAAUGAAUUGCUUACAAACACCAAUAAGGAUGUACGUAAGGUGGCUGAACGUUAUGUUUGGUAUGUGGUGCCACAUAGUAAUCCCGAUGGCUUUGUGUACACCCACACCACCAACCGUUUGUGGCGUAAAACGCGCACACCGUAUGGCAAUUGCUUUGGCGCAGAUCCAAAUCGUAAUUGGGAUUUCCAUUGGAAUGAGGUUGGCUCGAGCAGCAAUCCCUGUUCGGACACUUAUGCUGGGCCUGCGGCUUUCUCAGAAAUCGAAACACGCACACUCGCCGAAUAUAUAAGCACGUUGAAGGGGAAAUUGUUUUUAUAUUUGUCAUUCCAUUCAUACUCACAACUUUUGCUCUUCCCUUACGGUCACACCAGUGAAUUGCCGUCAAACUAUAAGAACUUGAAGCGCGUCUUUGAUGUUGCCGUUGCAGCAGUGUCCAAGCGUUAUGGUACCAGAUAUAUAGGUGGUAAUGUUUAUGAUGCUAUAUAUCCGGCUGCUGGGGCUAGCUUGGAUUGGGCUUAUGGAAAGAUGGAAGUGCCCUACUCCUACUGUUUUGAAUUGCGUCCGUCGGGUUCUGCAUUGUGGAGUGGUUUCCGUUUACCGGCUAAUCAAAUUAUACCAACUGGCGAGGAGAUCAUGGAUUCCAUGUUGGCGAUGAUCAAAGAGAUUGAUGCUUUGUUUGCUUGA